Molecule: messenger RNA, 750 nt
Organism: Suillus fuscotomentosus
Lineage: Eukaryota; Fungi; Basidiomycota; Agaricomycetes; Boletales; Suillaceae
Exons: 7
Coding region: 1-750 (249 amino acids)
Source: RefSeq, a predicted model, not a curated record
AUGUCUCCGCAGCUGCACUACCAUUUUUGCUCGCGCGUCCUCCCAUCACUUUCAAUCGGUCUUGGCAAUGGCUAUGUUUUCAUUUUCAUGAUUCUCAAUUUCACAGCAGGAUCGGCCAAGUGUGUCUACAUCAACGGAUCAAGUUGGGAAACGGGCUUCUUGACCGCCCCACGGGCAACGCUCCCGUGGAUGUCGGAUCUAGAUGCGGCUCUAAUACUGACGAGUCAAAAGUUAGUCAUGCAUAUGGCCAUCUUUUUACUCCCACCAACAUUUACCAAGAUGCCUAUAUGGUUGUUGUGGUACUCGCUGCCUUCUGAACGCUCAAGAUCAUCUUCGUCCUUGGCCUGGGACAUGCAAUGCUGGGGCUGGCAGAUUCAAAUGCGAUCACGGGUUGAUGUGACAGUACCGGUGCUAUUUUUUCGCGGCCAGACCAUCGCGCACUUGCGCCGACCAAAGAAGCUGAAGAAUUUGCACCAGAACGAAUUCCAGGUUGUUGGUAUGGUCGGUCAGGGCCUCCUCCAAAGCCGAACUAGUCUCCCCAACCUGGACAAGAGGUAUUCGACUUCUUUCAUGCGGGAGCUCCACCCACAUUUCCGCACACCCGUCAGACUUCUCCGCCAGUAUUACGCGCGAAGUCUUGUAGAACUUGAGAUUUCAGUUCCACAAGCUUUCUCUCUGGAAUACCACCGGUCUUCUACACAUCCUAUCCCCAAACGCUUCUCAUUUCCAGAUGGACUUACCUGGGUAUAA